UUUCUUGCGUCACGUCAUGGCUGGCAUGAAGCUUGAUUACUUUUCUUGCAAAAGUGAGCUUGGCUUGGUUUUCUUUGUAACUAUUUGAAAGUGGAGGUUUCCGUCAAUGUUUUGACUUUUAUUUACGUUUUGGCUCGUAAAAACUUAUAAUGUUUGUUUAUUGAUAAUAAAUAGAAUUAUUUGCGUAAGGAUAUGUAUAAUUUGCUCUAGAGAAAGGUGUAAAUCCAUUACAAAAUGAACGACGGGGAUUGGAUAUGCAGUGAUUCAAAUUGCGGAAAUAUCAAUUUUGCACGCAGAGUUUCAUGUUAUCGAUGUAAUAAAGAAAGACCCGACAGUUCCAAAUCAUUUAAAAAGAAACUCGGUACUGAAAUAGGGAAGACCGCAGCUGAAAAGUCCCGUGGUUUAUUCAAUGCCGACGACUGGCAGUGUAAUAAAUGUGCUAACGUUAACUGGGCCCGGCGUCAAACCUGUAAUGUUUGCAACGCACCGAAGUACGGCGAAGUUGAAGCUCGCACCGGCUACGGUGGAGGUUACAAUGAACGCGGUGUUGUGGAAUAUAGAAGGCGCGAACCGUCGUCUGAUGAUGAAUAUGAUGAAUUUGGUCGAAAAAAACGCAAAAGAAUGUCAGUUUCUCAAGAGAAGACUGAAAAGGUUGGCAUCACUGAAGGAGCAGUAGUCAAAAACUUGCCACCAACAGUGCUGCAGAAGGAAUCGAAUAAAGAACAUAAUAAGCCAGUUGAUGGUCCAAACUUGUUGAUGAGUACAAAUGAUCCACUAAAAAAUAGAAAAGACAGUUGUAGUGAUGGCUCCAUGUAUGAGUUUCUUCCACUUACAAAAGCAGCAUACACUAAAUACCAGCAGAUUAACAAUCAGAAGCAAGAUCAUAUGCUACCAGUGUACAAGACAAAUCGACAAUCAAGAAAAAGGUAUUCAAGCAAUGGCGACCGUGAUCAAGCAGCUUCCUCAGGCUAUGAGACUAGUUCCAAGAAGAGCAAACAAGACAGCACAGAGUCACUAGUCAUUAAAACCUCUAAUCCUGUCAUGGAAAAUAGAGUGUCUUCUACAAAUCGUACUGUAGAAUACAAAUGUACAGGACCAAAUCCAGCAGAAAAACGGCAGAUGUCUUACACUCUUGAAGAGAAAGUGAGGAUUGCAGCCUUUGCUAUUGUUUACAAUAAUUGUAAAAUAUGCACUGAAAAAUUUGAAGCACUCUCUGAUAAACCAGCUCCAGAUUUCAAGACAAUAUUUGAUUUGAGACAAAGGCUCUUAACCACAGGUUGUUUAGUUGAUCCACAUUCAGAAUUGGAAAAGGAAAAACUUAUUGCAGAUAAGUUGAAACAAAACUCUGUGAACUCUGUUGUAGGCAAUGCUAAAACAAUCUGUAAAGUAAGAAAUCCAGAUGAACUAUCAAUUCCCUCAGAUAGUGAAAAUGAAGACCUUAAAAAUACUAACAAGCUAAGAAGAAGUGUCAGUGCAGAAACUUUAUGCAUAGGGGCUGAUGUUGAACUUCAAACGUGGGGUGGUUCGGCAACUACAAAUGAAGACCGACAAACAAGAAGUCACUCACAGUCCACAAAUAGAAGAACUUGUUCAAACUCCCAUGACAGUCAAGACUCAAAUUACCCAGAUACGGAUUCAGAGAAGUGCACAAAUACUCUUAAACCAUGUAAUGUUUUAAAAUCUGCUAAUAUUAUGGCAAGGCAGACAAUACAUGACACGGAUUCUGAUUCUGUGUCAUACAACAGUGACGAAGAUAACUUCUUAUCAAGAGUUUUCGGAGAAAAUAAGAAAAAACGAAAAAUUAAGCGGCGCCCUAUCCCUGCUGCUAUGCCUAGAGCCAACAGUGCACACAGUGAUGUGAAUACUUAUGAAGGAUACAGCACAAUUAAAAUGACUGACAAGUCUCCAUUAGCUACUGGUAACAUUUACACUUCCAAUUUACGAAACAUGAAUGUAAAAAUUCGUGAACAUAUUGAGAUUGAUGGCUAUUCAAGUGAAUAUGUGCCAACUAAACUAGGAGCUAUUGCGAAAAACAAUUACCAGGACUUCAAAGAUAAUGUGCGAAAAAAAGGGUAUUGGGCCAAGGGCAAUGGGACAUCAUAUAUGAUGAAUAGACGAUCAAUGGAUGCUAAUCGUAAACAAAGAGGAACAGCUAGACCUCCAAAACAAGCUAUUAAAACUACUUUUACAGCAGACCAUAAAUAUCCUACCCUCCCGCCUAAACCAGUUAUCGAACAAACUGAAGAUUUUACUAGUGGUGACCUUGCCAAUUUUGCUGACAAUGAACAGUACAUGUCUUUUGAUGAACCUGUGCAGGCAAACCAGCCUCAAGAUAUUAGUGUAAGCGCGUCUGAAAGCACAGAUCGUAUUUUUGCAGCCGUACAAUCAAAUAACACUACAAAAAACCGAAGUAUUCUGGAUAUUUUUGAUACCAGUGAUCCGUUAGAAAAGAGUCUGCAACUGGAUAAUGACUUAGACAAGUAUGACACUGUGCGAAAACAGUAUGAAAAUAAAUGGGAUGAAGAUGAUGAUGCUCUAUAUGGAGAGUCUGAUUGUGCUGGUAUUGAAUCAACAAAGCCCAAAGUACUAUCCCACCCUUGUUCUGUUAAGAUACAGAGUCCAACAUUACAAACGUUUUAUCAAACAGAUGUGAAACGACUUGAUACACAUAACAAGAACACCAUGCCAGACUUUAUAAAAGAGAAACAUGAAAUUCUUUUGGAUAUGUUGAAAGACCUUCAAAACAAUGAGAUCAGCCAAAUGGUAUCACCAUUAAAACAUGGAUCAUCACACUUGCAAUCAUCAGAGGAAAGGAAUUUGAAUUCCAAUGAUAUAACCGACAUAACACAUAACUUUGUUGUGGCUAAUCCCGAUAAAGUAAAAAUACAUCCUAAAACUAAAGCUCUUCCGACCCCUAGUAUUACAAUGAUUAGGACGAGUCCUCAAACGCAGAAUGUUAGUAAAAGAUCAGAUCCAAUUCCUAAAAUGACAAAAUAUGAUUCCAGUCCAAGUCCAAAUAAGUCGAAAUUCAAUCCUAAUCGAAACCAAGUUGAUCAAAGUCCUAAAUGUCCCGUAAACCGAUCAAAACAGAUGUCUAAAUGUAUCAAGCCUCCGUCUGAGCCUAUAUCGAAUCCACAUGUGCCCCGCACAAAUGUACAUCGCAAAAAAAAUCAAAGCAAGUACUUUAAUCGAUCUCAGGACGUAUCCAAACCACCUAUUACUAGAUCAUAUUCCAUUCAAAAUCUAGCUACUACUGACCCUAAUCUACAUUUAAACAGUCUUAAUCAAAAUCUCAACCAAGGGUUAUCUAGACUUGAAAAAAACCUAAACCCGAAAAUGACUAGAUCUGAUUCUAUUCCAUGUCUCAACACAAAUACGAAUGAUUUAGUCCAUCAGUUACCUAAUUACUGCCAUAAACAGUUUACAAAUACACCUAUGAUUGGUCCUAAUCGAAAUCUAAACUUCAACGACAGACAUAAUUCAAACGCAAACAUAAAAAGCAAUCAAUCUGUUAUGACGUCAGAUCUUAAUACAAUAAGACCCGAACUAGUCCACAACGUACCAGCGAAUAGGCCGCGUCGGAUUCCAGACAUUCCUUUACCUAGAUCAGAAUUAGUUCCCGAACCAAUGCUUUCUCAAUUAGGUACGAUACCUACAGAACAUUCCAAUGAAGUUUUGCAAAUAUUAGAGAACAAUGACGAUAGUAAUAAUACGAAGAAUGUUAAAAAAACUAUAAGUCCUUCAAAGAAAGUCCAAGUGCUUGAGUAUGUGACCUUGAAGGCCGCUUCAGAGACUCCGAGCUCAACUUCGCCACAGAAACAAUUUCAACAUUCAACCCCUAAGCAAUUACCACAACAGACUGAACCAGUUCCUAGUACUCAAAGUUUUGAGGACAAUAAAAAUCAGGAAAACCCUAAAGAACAUGAACAGAGUGUAAAACAGACCGACCUUUCCAGUUUAUUAGCUGGCAUAAAUACCAACACAUUGCUGUUGGCAUUGCAAAAUCUACAGCAAAUGACACAGAAACCAUCUUCAAUGAGCAAUACUGAAGAAAUCAAUAGCGAACAACCGAACUGCGUAGAGCAGGCGCCGGCUUCUGAAACUAUAAAUUUAACUAAUGACGAGGAUUGGGAGAAGGAGUCCAACAGAGAUGGAAGUAUCGAAAGAGAACUAGAAAAGUUGGAUGGCAGGGCUACCGAUACUCCUUUUUUAAGUGACAUUUUUGAUCCAGGCCCGGUUAUAAUACCGCCAAAUAUAGUAAAAAAAUUAAAUCUAAAUGUAGAUACUGAAGAAGAAUCUAAAAACGAAAAUGCUAACGUAAUUGGGAAUUUUAAAAGUUUCGCCUUACCUAAACCUAUAUUACUGAAUAGGCUAAAGCUUACAGUUAAAACUCCUGACAAACCCACAAAAGGCUCUGGGAAAAGAGAAAAGCGAAAGAAAAAGGGCAAGGGAGGCUCGGGGCCGGGCCCGGAGGGCGAAGACGAGGACGAUGACGACGAAUCUGGUGACGAAGCCGACCUCUCCAAGUAUGACUUAUGGGGCAGUGAUGCUGAACAAGGCAACUCUUCUAAGACAGACAAUGCGGAAAAAUCAAAGAGUGCAGAAAACACAAAAGAGGCCGUGUCAGAGAGCCCAAACGACAAAACUAACAAGCCGGCCUCGCCAAACAACAAGAGUAAGAGAAGGUCUAGGAGCUCGUCGUCGUCGUCCAGCUCCUCAUCGAGUUCCAGUUCUAGUCAUAGCUCCACAGCUCCCAAAAACAAAUUCGACGAUUUUAACUUAAACAGCGAGCGGGAGUCGCCGCCGAAGACGCGCAAGUCACGAUCGCGGUCGCGGUCGCCGCGGUCGCGUGCGCCCUCGCGACGUAAGUCACGCGACAGUCGGUCAGCCGGGGAGUCCAGGAGCCACGAGUCGUCGCGCGACAAAGAUUACUCGCGGGAUCGCGACCGGCGCGAGCGGUCCCGCGGCGCCCGGGACGAGCGCGGCGAGCGGCCCGAGCGCCGCUACAGCCGCGACGGGAACCACUACAGCUCGCGCGGCCGCCACCGCUAGCGCCACGACACUCGCUAUCGUUAGUCUCACAGACUUUGGCCCGAUCAUUGAUCGUCGCCGCCUAUACCGUAUUUUAUUAUAAAAUAACCCUAACUCAUUUCUGUAGCUCUUGUGAAACUGACAUACAUAUGACCUAAAAUAAGUUUUUUAAUGUUUGACUAAAUAGCGCUGAUUGUAAUGAAUUGAUUCGGUAAUGUUUUGUCAUUCUGAAAUGUAAAGAUUCUCAAUUUUAUGUCAGGGCAUGUAACUGAACCAGCAAGCGUUUAUAUUUUUAUGUUGUAUGUAGACUGAGGAUGUUUAGAAUACACUCAGUUUGAACAUAAGAUAUAGUCAAAUCUUGUUUCUUGCAAGUCCAGAUGGACGAAUACGAAACAUUAUUUUCCUUAGUUAACCUUGCUGUUUGUGAUAGUUCAUGAUUAGAGAUCACAGCAUAGUUAACUAUACUUGUGAAGCGCACUUGCAGAAAGAGAUCUCAGCAUAAUAAUUGUGUUUAUGCAAUAUAACAGUAAAAUAUUUACCAAGUAGUGUGUCCAUAAAAGAUAUUUGAAUUCUAUUGAUGUCUAAUGUAACCUAAAUGUAUUUGCCGUUCGCAUUUAAGGAACAUAAUACAGUUGUAGUCAUUGGUAAUGUUACAUUUAAUGAUAUAAAGCUAGACAAGAUACUCGGUUAUGAUAUUAAACUUCUUUUGGUUCUAAGAUGUCAUCCUUGCCUGUUUAAUUUGUUCUGUGUAUAGUGCUUCGUUAGAGGCGUUGUAAUUAAAGAUUUGUGUGUGUGUGUGACGAGUUUUUCCAGGUCACUUGUGUGUUCAAUUUAGGUACUGGAUUUUAACUUGAGAUUCAAAUUAUUAAGUCCUUAGAGGACAUGAUUACAAUUUAUACUUAAUCUAAGUCAUUGGGUAAGCUUCAAUCAAAACUUACAUAGCCUCUAACUUAGCGCUAUUAAAUCUGCCUUGUAUUUUAUAACCAAAAACAGUUUGUUUGUAUGCUUGUAAAAAGGAAAGCUCUGUAUAGGUAACUGGAAGUAUAGUUAUUACACAACUUACUGGUAACGUGUAAUAACGCUAGAAGAUGAAAGACUGAUUGUAGGUUGGUUAAGAGCCGUGUGAAUGAGUCGUGGGAUUGGUGCCAAUAACUUGGGUGGUGGGAGAAGAUUGCUGACGCUUCCGAGCCAGCCUAUCCUUACGCUAUCCUUUGACGUGUGAUAUUGUGUUACUUUUGUAAAUAAUAAUAUUAGGCGCUUGUUAAAAACAAAGAUUUUCAAAUGAUUUAUCGCAGGGAAUUGUUUCAAUUGUCUUCUUGGUAUGUUAUCUGGAGGUGCUUGUGUACUCUCAAUGGUAUAAGUUUCUUUCAAUCUGUUUUGAAAAUAGUGAAAAGACAAUUUUGUUAUUAUUUUGAAUACCUAGUGAUACGAAUUACAUUUAAGCUAAUAUUGUAUGGUAAUUGAUUUACCAUUAAAAUCAUAUAAUACACAAA
Messenger RNA from Trichoplusia ni (cabbage looper), 6524 nucleotides. Its product is annotated as formin-J-like. NCBI's taxonomy places the organism in Eukaryota, Metazoa, Arthropoda, Insecta, Lepidoptera, Noctuidae. The transcript is spliced from 8 exons. Gene Ontology annotation, molecular function: lipopolysaccharide binding; RNA binding. Bases 235 to 5052 code for a protein of 1605 amino acids. The record is from RefSeq and is a predicted model, not a curated record.